AUGCCUACCAACCUCGAAAACUCCAACGCCUUUCAAGAAGCCUUGAAAUCGCAAAACUUAGUUGUCAUCAACUGCCAUGCCGUGUGGGACGGCCCCUCUAGCUCAUCGCCCCAAAUUUCGGAUGUUGCUGCAGAACUCGGCGUCCGUGCUAUGCCAUCCUUCUACUUUUUUAGAAAUGGCGAAAAGGUUGGCGAGGUUAUCGGGGCCAACCCUGCAGCCGUCAAGGCUGCUAUUGACAAGUAUCGGGCAUGA
Messenger RNA from Aspergillus nomiae NRRL 13137, 252 nucleotides. RefSeq names its product thioredoxin family protein. The transcript is spliced from 3 exons. The coding region runs from base 1 to 252 and encodes 83 amino acids. NCBI's taxonomy places the organism in Eukaryota, Fungi, Ascomycota, Eurotiomycetes, Eurotiales, Aspergillaceae. The record is from RefSeq and is a predicted model, not a curated record.